CAUGUCGCGCGCCCCGCGAGCCCUCCGAUAACCGCCCGCGCGCCCAGCGAGCCUGAGACCCGGGCCCCCGGAGAGUCGCGGACGCCCCUGAGAGCCACCGGGCAGAGCCACCGACGAGAAGAGCCCAUGAGGACCGCCAGGGCACGUGUCGCGUCCGCCCUUGCCCCCCCGGCACCGAUGCGCUCGCCUCUCCUCGUCCUCGGGGCCCUCGCCUGGCUCGGCGCGUCCCUCGCGGACGCCCGAGCCGAGGUAUUCACCAACUCCUUUCUCGUCAAGAUGAGGGAGCCCGCCGAGUGGCGAGUCGCCGACCGAGUCGCCGCUAGGAACGGCUUCGUCAACCUCGGCCCGGUUCUUGGCAGCCAGACGGAGUACCACUUCGUGCACAGAGCUCUGCCGCAUGCUAGAAGUAAAAGAUCCGUGCCUCAUAUGCGGAGGUUAAAGGUGGAUCCCCUGGUACAUACGGCGGUGCAACAACCGGGGUUCAAGAGGGUGAAACGCGGCUACAAACCUCUGAGCAAUGAUCGCCUGGUACCUCUGUACCAGAUCAAAGACACAUCCAAUCCUGCAAGCAAAGAUCCUACCGAUCCGUACUUUCAGUACCAGUGGUACCUGAAAAACACCGGCCAGAAUGGCGGCAAACCGAAGUUGGAUUUGAACGUGGAGGGUGCCUGGGCACAAGGGGUUACGGGGAAGAACGUCACGACGGCCAUCAUGGACGACGGCGUCGACUACAUGCAUCCAGAUUUGAAGUACAAUUACAAUGCUCGGGCGUCCUACGAUUUCAGCAGCAACGAUCCAUAUCCCUAUCCAAGAUAUACAGACGAUUGGUUUAAUAGCCAUGGGACCAGAUGUGCCGGGGAAGUGGCGGCGGCACGUGAUAAUGGCGUUUGCGGAGUCGGAGUGGCCUACGACUCCCAAAUCGCUGGUAUCAGGAUGCUGGACCAGCCUUACAUGACGGAUCUGAUCGAAGCCAAUAGCAUGGGUCACGAGCCAAAUCUCAUUGACAUUUACAGCGCGUCCUGGGGACCAACGGACGACGGGAAGACCGUCGACGGUCCGAGAAACGCCACCAUGAGAGCAAUCGUCCGAGGCGUUAACGAGGGUCGGAAUGGCCUGGGGAACAUCUACGUAUGGGCAUCCGGAGACGGAGGCGAAGAGGACGACUGCAAUUGCGACGGAUAUGCAGCGAGCAUGUGGACCGUCAGCAUUAACAGUGCCAUUAACGACGGCCAAAACGCCCACUACGACGAGAGCUGUUCCAGCACCCUGGCCUCGACCUUCAGCAACGGAGCCAAGGAUCCCAACACGGGAGUGGCCACCACUGAUCUUUAUGGAAAAUGUACGACUACGCACAGUGGAACUUCUGCGGCGGCUCCGGAGGCUGCUGGUGUUUUUGCACUUGCUUUGGAAGCCAACCCUCAGCUGUCCUGGAGGGACAUACAACACUUGACCGUUCUGACGUCAAAGAGGAACUCAUUGUUUGACGCAAAACGUCGCUUCCACUGGACAAUGAAUGGCGUAGGUCUCGAGUUUAAUCAUCUCUUUGGAUAUGGUGUCCUCGACGCUGGCGCUAUGGUGGCCUUGGCUAAAAAAUGGAAAACUGUCCCUCCGAGGUAUCACUGCGAAGCUGGAUCCUUCACCGAAAUGCAGUAAGUUCUGAUAAAAAAGCACAUCCGCAGUAUAUAUGAUCCUUCCCCAAAAUGCAGUCAAUUCUGA
This is a messenger RNA of Orussus abietinus, 1716 nucleotides long. It is a transcript of the gene amon, whose product is annotated as neuroendocrine convertase 2. Gene Ontology annotation, biological process: protein processing. The record is from RefSeq and is a predicted model, not a curated record. Lineage: Eukaryota; Metazoa; Arthropoda; Insecta; Hymenoptera; Orussidae. Gene Ontology annotation, molecular function: serine-type endopeptidase activity. The transcript is spliced from 9 exons. Gene Ontology annotation, cellular component: trans-Golgi network; Golgi membrane.